Molecule: messenger RNA, 2571 nt
Organism: Oenanthe melanoleuca
Lineage: Eukaryota; Metazoa; Chordata; Aves; Passeriformes; Muscicapidae
Gene: RMDN3
Product: regulator of microtubule dynamics 3
Exons: 12
Coding region: 36-1403 (455 amino acids)
Cellular component (GO): spindle microtubule; mitotic spindle pole; cytoplasm
Molecular function (GO): microtubule binding
Source: RefSeq, a predicted model, not a curated record
ACGUCAUCGCGCCGCGCCGCGGCCCCGGAGCGGCCAUGGCGCUGCCGGUGGCGGAGCCGGCCCGGGCCGCGCCCCGGCUGGGAGUGGCGCUGGGGCUCGCGGCGGGCGCCGGCCUCUGCUUCGGGGUGAUCUGGGCCAUCCGCCGCCGCUCCCAGGGGGCGGCGGGGCCGCCGCGCCGCGCCCAGGCCGUGCCCGGGGCGCUGCUCCCGGUGGGCGCCGUGGGCGCCGGCGAUGUCGCCGUGCGCAGCCCCCAGCUGAGGCAGGACGAGCAUCUGGAGCUGCUGGAGCGCCUGGACUUCGUGCUGAGCAACGUGGUGGAGCUGAGGAAGGAGGUGGAGGAGCUGAGGAACAGCCUCCAGCACCUGGCAGUGGAGAUCGUGGGGGAAGUCAGGAACCACCUGGAAGAAACACAGCGUGUGACUCGCCGGAGGAAGCUCCCCUUCUUCAGGGAGAGAAGUGACUCCACAGGCUCCAGCUCCAUUUAUUUCACAGCCAGCUCAGGGAACAUCAACACAGAUGAGGGAGAGAGUGAAGGGGGUUACACCACGGCCAACGCCGAGUCCGAUUACGACCGGGAGUCGGAGCGGGAGAGCGAGGAAGAAGUGAGCUGUGACACAGUGAGGACUGUGCGCAGGGAUUCCCUGGAUCUGGUCCCCGAGGAUGAAAGCACUCUGGUCGUGGAUUCCUUGCUGGAGGAGGGGCUGGGGCAGCUCCUGGAGCAGGCUGACCGUCUGCACAGCGGGGAUGAGCAGAACAGGAGAGAAGGGUUCCAGCUACUCCUCAACAACAAGCUGGUGUACGCGGGGCAGCGGGAGUUCCUGUGGCGCCUGGCGCGGGCGCACUGCGACAUGUGGGAGCUGACGGAGGACGAGGACGAGAGGAGAUCCUACGCCGCCGGGGGGAAGGAAGAGCUGGAGCUUGCCUUGCAGAAAUGGGAUCAAAGUGCUGAGUGCCACCAAUGGUUUGCCAUCCUUUGUGGGCAGGUGUCAGAAAAGGAGAGCAUUUCCAAGCGCAUCCAGGCUGGGUAUGUUUUCAAGGAACACAUUGAUAAAGCCAUUGCCCUGAAGCCACAGGACCCACAGCUCUACUAUCUCCUGGGCAGGUGGUGCUACCAGGUUGCCCACCUGGGCUGGCUGGAGAAGAGGACGGUGUCGGCGCUGUUCGAGACCCCCCCGACGGCCACGGUGCAGGACGCACUGCAGAACUUCCUGCAGGCUGAGGAGCUGAGCCCAGGGUUUUCCAAAGCAGGAAGAGUUUACAUUGCCAAGUGUUACAGGGACCUCGGGAAUGUCUCAGCGGCCGUGCUGUGGAUGGACCUCGCCUCGGAGCUGCCAGGGAACACCAAAGAGGAUGUAGAAAGCGAGAAGGAGCUUGAGGAGAUGCGCUCGCUCUGGGAGGACUAAUUUUGGAAACACUCAUCCCACUCCAGAGACAGUAACAUUCCAAAUGGAUUUCAUGAUCCUGACAAUUCCAAGCACACUUCAUGGACAAGCAACAAGAGCUCACAGGAAAACACCCAGCAGCACAUCCAGGAAAACAUCUUGGGAUAAAAUCGUGAUUUAUUUUCCUUUGUGCAGCACUGCAUGUGUUUGAUUUUAGGAUCCCUAAAAAUGUUACAUUCCUGAAAAAAGGGGGGAAUUUGGGGAUUUAUAGGUGGAGUUUGUGAUAUAAAAAUAUUUGUGGUUUUAUAUAUAUAUAUGGCAGAUAUUUGGGAGAUAUGUGGUAUAAAUAUGUAUUAUAUAUUUUUAUAUAUGUGUGUAUAAAUAUAUAUAUAUUUAUUUAUAUAUAAUAUAUAUAUAUGCACAUAUAUAUUUUGUAUCACAGACUCUGCCUCUCAGAAAGCUCCCAGUUAGUUCCUUGAAUGGAAAACUUGAGCCAAAUUUUUUUCCAGUUUAUUUGUACUCUCUUUUCUGUAGUAAUUAAUGGAAUCAGUUAUUACAACUGAUAAAUGCCUUUUGGGGAGGUCAGUUUCCAAGUGGGACCAAGGAACUUUUCUGCACAAUCCAGACUGGAUUUUAAGAGGCUCAUUAGUCAAAGAAGUGAGGUAUAGGAUUUUAAACUUCAGGAUUUUCUCCCAGUGAUGUUUCUGCCUCCUUCACACGAGGCUGAAAACUUCUGUCCCUCCAAACUGUGCUGCUGUGGUUUAGAUAGAAUUACUGAGUUUGAGAAGUAGUUCCUGGUCAGAGAACAGGUUACAGGAGCAGGAAUAUCCUGUGGCAAAGAUGAUGCUUCACUGUGAUGAUCUUCUGCCACUGACCAGAUUCAUUCUCUGAAUUAAUUAUCUCCUGGACUAAUGAGGCAAAGCCGAGGAGGUGAAGCCACUGACUGACAUUCCUCUUGCAGCUCCUGGGGACCAAACAGGAACAGGGAAUUGUGCUGGAUUCUGACACAGCUGGGGAAGGAAAACAUGUUGUGGAAUUUCCCACAUAUUUAUCAAGGUUUUGUUGAUAACCCUUAAAAUUCCAAUGGCAGCUACUGAACACUAAUUCCUGAAUGAAUGUCUGUUUCAUGCUGGGGUGGUUGUGAGGGGUAAAGUGAGGAGCGUGUGAGUAAAACAUUCCUUAUACCACC